This is a messenger RNA of Boeremia exigua, 750 nucleotides long. RefSeq lists its product as uncharacterized. The transcript has a single exon. The record is from RefSeq and is a predicted model, not a curated record. Lineage: Eukaryota; Fungi; Ascomycota; Dothideomycetes; Pleosporales; Didymellaceae. Bases 254 to 631 code for a protein of 125 amino acids.
CAAGCAUUCAACAGUCAUCUGAUCGAACAAUAGGCAUUGAACAGAUUGAUCCUAUUCAUGGCUCGAUGAUUCAUUGCGGGUAAGUCGCUCUUGCCUAAAACUACCGCAUCGCGAGCGUGCGAACACUCAAUGUCAAUCUGCCGAUAUCUCGUACCUACCCAUCUAUCUGAUCCUCAAACCACAAGACCAGCAUCCACUUCAAACUCCCACCACUCUUCUUCUCCUCUGUCAUCUUUCCCAAGCAUUCACCACAAUGCCACCAUCCACUCCAAACCUGACCGGCACCGAGAACCCCGCCUCGGUCCCCUACGGAGCUUGGGACUCGUUCCCCUCAGCUCCCUUCCCCAUGUACUCGGGCUCCAAAUCAGUCUACUAUCGCUCCAAGGACAACAAGGUGGUCAUUGGCGCGAUCCGCGAAACAGGCUCAGACACCCUCACCUGGCCCGAGGACGAGUUCUUGUUUGUCACCGAGGGCUGGAUCAAGUGGAAGGUGCAUGGUGGCGACGAGUUUACGUUGCGCAAAGGCGAUGUUAUGGUCAUUAAGAAGGGACAGACGUUUGAUUUUGAGAUGAGCAGCGAUUUUGCGAAUAUUGCGGUUUUCAUUUCGGAUAAGGAGGUUACGAUUGCGUAAUGGGGAAUUGUCAACUGGCGAGUGUGAGAUUCUUUGAUUUCAUACACUGGUCUGAGCGUGUGAUACCAUGUUAGUGACAUAGUUGCUUAGUUACGAGAAAUACAGAGUGUGUAGAGAGA